Messenger RNA from Naegleria lovaniensis, 1671 nucleotides. RefSeq lists its product as uncharacterized. Gene Ontology annotation, molecular function: G-protein alpha-subunit binding; guanyl-nucleotide exchange factor activity. Lineage: Eukaryota; Heterolobosea; Eutetramitea; Acrasida; Naegleriidae. Gene Ontology annotation, cellular component: cytoplasm. Bases 1 to 1671 code for a protein of 556 amino acids. The transcript has 3 exons. Gene Ontology annotation, biological process: G protein-coupled receptor signaling pathway. The record is from RefSeq and is a predicted model, not a curated record.
AUGAUAAAACGUGAAGGCCCUCUUCAUGAAUGUAUUCAAAUCUUGUUGCAAUCAUCCAGCACCCAUCAAGAGCACUCUUCUCCGAAUGAACAAUUUUCUACCACCAUCAAUUGGAAUUCUGUUGUUGAACAAUUUCUACGAGAAUAUUCAAGUUGCACAAGAUUUAUUCCCGAUUGCUUUCCUGAUGCACACAUCAAAUCAGAAUUUAUGGAAUUAUUUAAAAAGUUUAUGAUUAGUGACAGCCCACCCAAUAAUCUAGAAAGAAAUUUGUCUGUGUUGAGAUUACUGUUGAGAGAAGUGACUGGAUGUGAACCAGUAUUGAAGUAUGAUGUAUUGGAGUUUAUUACAAAAUUAUUUACGUCCUUGAUGAAUAACAAUGAUUCUACAAGAGAGAUACAACUAUCUUGUAUGAAAUGCUUGCUUAAUUUAGUUCAUCAUUCAUCAUUUUUGAGAACAUGUUUACUUGAAAAUGAAACUUUUAUGAAUUGUCUGGAUGGAGCUGUGAACAAGACCUUCUCUAAAGAACGGAGACUGAAUUAUGAAGAACAUUUCAUGUUUGGAAGACUUUUGUUCUACAUGACAUUUGACAGAGAAAAUGCUGAAAAGUUUGCUGAGAGAAAGCUGUCUGUAGUUGUUACCAUGUUGAACAGUGCAAUGUAUUAUUUUGAAGAUUGGAUACAACACACUCUCAACAAGUUUGGCCAAAUCUAUUUAGAUGAUGUUAAUGAUUUAACAUUCUUGUCCAAUGUGACCAUUUCUAACAGCAUUUCCUUUGUACCAUUUCUACUCUCUUGUAUUGAAGAUAUUUUCAAAUCAUUGUACAACUUGUGUAUUCAUGUGGAAUCAAUGUCAGAUGAAUUUUAUUCAACAACGAUGGACAUGGUUUCUCUCAUUAUGAAGUUUUAUACAAGUAUCACCGUUCAUAUGACUCUCAGAAAAGAUCAUGUUGAUGAUAACACUUUCUAUUACUUGAAAGAAUUUAAGGAGCAAUUGUUGACGCUUAUCAAACAUACAGUUCAAGUUUUCACACAACUUCCACCAUUAUUCAAGAAAAAAUUAUUAUCCAUUGAGAAUACGAAAAGAGUGCCUAACGUCAUGAUUCUAUUCACUCUUGUGAGCGAUUAUGUUUAUUAUAAUACCAACGAAGAUGUGUAUACCGAUUAUUUAACUCCAAUUGUUGGUGUCUUGGCCAGCUCUCUUACUCUAUCAGAUGAUGAGACACCAACAUUAGGAAAUGAGUGUAAAGCUCUUCUUUGCGAUUGGAUAUUUGAGAAUUCUAAUUGGCCAUUCCCAAAUUUCACACCAUUGAUUCCACAACAAGUUCAAGAAUACAUUUCAUUCAGAGUCGCCAAAUCCAUCAAACCAACGAAACCCAUGAACCAAGAUGAUGACGACGAUGAAAACGACGAGAACAAUGAAGAACAUGAACCAUCUUCAUCGCAGCAACAAGAACCUUACAAAGAUCCACUCGAUGCUCAAGAUCUUGACACAAAACCUCUCAAAUGUUUGUUCAUUGGUCGAAUGAGUGAUUACAAUUAUAAUUUCAAGAGCUUGAUUUGUCACUUUUUAUUCAAGCUCUGUACAGAGGAUGUAGCUACUUUCACCAACCUUUGUGGUACAGGUAAUUGUUUGGGUUAUUUGGCAGAAAGAGGUUUACUUUCUUUCGAUUGA